Molecule: messenger RNA, 210 nt
Organism: Aspergillus luchuensis
Lineage: Eukaryota; Fungi; Ascomycota; Eurotiomycetes; Eurotiales; Aspergillaceae
Exons: 2
Coding region: 1-210 (69 amino acids)
Source: RefSeq, a predicted model, not a curated record
AUGCCGACGAGAAGAGUUCAAGACAAGACGGGAGAACAGAUCAACGAAGGAGACUACGUGUAUACAAGGUAUCGUGGAGGAACCCACGAGGGAGAAGUUGACAAGGUCGUUACGGACGAGGCUGAAGCACAUGAAGAAGAGGUAGCCAAUCCACCCAAAGUAAGCAAGUCCCCGCAGACCAGACUCGAGGCAUCGAGCACAUGCGGCUGA